Messenger RNA from Cygnus atratus (black swan), 1568 nucleotides. It is a transcript of the gene KCNF1, whose product is annotated as potassium voltage-gated channel modifier subfamily F member 1. Lineage: Eukaryota; Metazoa; Chordata; Aves; Anseriformes; Anatidae. Gene Ontology annotation, cellular component: voltage-gated potassium channel complex; membrane. Gene Ontology annotation, biological process: potassium ion transmembrane transport; protein homooligomerization. Gene Ontology annotation, molecular function: voltage-gated potassium channel activity. The record is from RefSeq and is a predicted model, not a curated record. The transcript has a single exon. The coding region runs from base 1 to 1464 and encodes 487 amino acids.
AUGGCAGGUGACUCUCAGUUUCCAGAUGUGGACACUGAUGUCUCAGAAAGGAAUGAAGAGACGGAGAUUGUAGUCAAUGUCGGUGGGGUGAGGCAGGUGUUCUACGGAGAUAACCUGAAUCAGUACCCAGAAACGCGGCUGGCAGAGCUGAUCAACUGCUUAUCAGGGGGAUACGAUAGCAUAUUCUCCCUCUGCGAUGACUAUGAUCCCGGAAAGAGGGAGUUUUACUUUGACAGAGAUCCAGAUGCUUUCAAAUGCAUUAUCGACGUGUACUACUUUGGGGAAAUUCACAUGAAGAAAGGAAUAUGCCCCAUCUGCUUCAAGAACGAGAUGGAAUUUUGGAAAGUGGAUCUUAAAUUUUUGGAUGACUGCUGCAAAACCCAUCUGAGUGAAAAAAAGGAGGAACUGGAGGAAAUAGCCCGAAGAGUGCAACUGAUUCUGGAUGACUUGGGAGUAGAUGCCUCCGAAAGUCGCUGGAAAAGAUGUCAAAAAUACAUCUGGAAAUUCUUGGAGAAGCCAGAAUCGUCCUACCCGGCUCGAGUGAUUGCCGUUCUGUCCUUUCUGUUUAUUUUGAUCUCCUCUGUUGUGAUGUGUGUGGGGACCAUCCCAGACAUGCAGGUCACAGAUGCAGAGGGGAAUCGUGUGGAGCACCCGACCCUGGACAGCAUAGAGACAGCCUGUAUAGGCUGGUUUACCAUGGAGUACGUGCUGAGGCUCAUCUCCUCGCCAAAUAAACUCCAUUUCGCUCUGUCUUUCAUGAACAUAGUCGAUGUGCUGGCAAUACUCCCUUUCUAUGUGAGCCUCACCUUGACCCACCUGGGAGCCAAGCUGAUGGAGCUGAGCAACGUCCAGCAGGCUGUCCAGGCGCUGCGCAUCAUGAGGAUUGCGAGGAUUUUCAAGCUUGCACGGCAUUCCUCGGGGCUCCAGACUCUGACCUAUGCUCUGAAACGCAGCUUUAAGGAGCUAGGACUGCUCCUCAUGUACCUAGCUGUUGGGAUCUUUGUCUUUUCUGCCCUGGGUUAUACCAUGGAGCAAAGUCACCCUGAAACCUUAUUUAAAAGCAUCCCUCAGUCAUUUUGGUGGGCAAUCAUUACCAUGACCACAGUUGGGUAUGGAGACAUAUACCCUAAAACAACACUAGGGAAACUGAAUGCUGCCAUCAGUUUUCUUUGCGGGGUGAUAGCCAUUGCCCUUCCCAUCCACCCCAUCAUUAACAACUUUGUCAGGUAUUACAACAAACAGAGGGUUUUAGAAACAGCUGCCAAGCACGAAUUGGAGCUGAUGGAGCUAAACUCGGCCGAGGGGAAAGCUGCAAGCUCCAAAAGCGAAUUUGAAGGUCUUGUGAGGGAGGACAAGGAGGGUCCUUUUUAUAGCAGCAGGCUAAAAGUCUCCCACAGCGACACCUUUAUUCAUCUCCUGUCAGAAGAGAAACACUAUAGGACCAGGCUUCAAAGCUGCAAAUAAACUGUGAGCUGUUGUCAGCGCUAAGCUCUGGACGGGGACAACCUGACGAUCAGCUACGGAAAGGACGCGAGGGAUCUGUCAGAGUUGGGAGGGAGCACUGCUUU